GAAGAUUUGUGCAGUGAAACAGAAGGAAGCAGGAGAGGAAGAAAAAGGAAGAAGAAGCAGGAGGAGAAGAAGAAGAAGAAGAAAAAGAAGAGGAGGCAAAAGUAGGAAAUCUCUGCAACCCCUGGAGUCUCAUUCAGCACCACUCGCUACUGGACAGCGUCUGAGCAGCAGGAGAUUCUGGGGAGUAACACCGCGUCUGCACGGGGCGCUUUAAUCCCAACACAAAUAACACUUUAAACCGGCGUUUGCACUCCCCACACCUGUCUUCUUCUUCUCUCUCCCUCUCUCUUUUUUUUUUUUUUAUCCGUGUGGCGGGUUUGGCAAGCAGCGUUCAAACAGGAGGCGAGUGCCGACUGGAGCUGGAGCUGGCGCUGCCAAACAAAGACGCAGGAAAAGAAAGAAAAACUGGACGACACCAGAGAACAGAAGUUCAUUUUCCCCACUUUAGGCUCACUUACACCAGGAGGAUUUAAAGGGAGCCUGUUGUGGAAACCCACUGGGUCGUCUUGUGACUUUCUGUCAGCUUGAAGGACCAAGAGGAGCGCUCAAUGCACCCGAGUGAUCCUGGAGAAGCAGAGCAGAGAGGCCAACUUCCUACCUUUGUUCCUGCCUUUUGAGAACGCUCUGUGUGGACUCUGUCUCAGCUCACCCCUGUGCUGUUUAGUUGCUGCGUGUCACCGCCACUCUAAGGUGCAGGAAAAGAGUGAAACACAAAGUGGAAAGAAGAAAGAGGGAGAGAUAAAGAGAGCGAGGCUGCAUAAUUAGUAUUACCGUGUUUGUGUCAGAGCUAGAAACCAUGAGAAGAGACUUCUGAAGACGACUGAAAAACAUUGCGGCUAACCUCCAGGACAUUUGUAUGUGUGUGUGGGUAUAUGUGCUCACACCUGUUUUAUUUUCAAAGGACUUGAAUUUGUAUUUGGAUGCGGAUUUAGCCUUUCAUUAUGACUCUGCGAGGAGGUUUUGAGAGAGGGUGGAUUGGCUGCAACAGAGGUGUCUGCUGCUGGGUGUUGCUGCUGGCUUGUUAUUUCUCGAUCGCCUUGGCAGCCAAACCCAAAAUGCCAGGCCACACACACCUCAAUUCAAUACGCAUUGAUGGGGACAUAUCUCUGGGUGGCCUGUUUCCAGUGCAUGCGAGAGGUAAUGAUGGCAAAGCCUGUGGGGAGCUGAAGAAGGAGAAAGGGAUCCAUAGGCUGGAGGCCAUGUUAUUUGCCCUGGAUCGUAUCAAUAAUGACAAUGAGCUGCUGCCUAAUAUCACUCUGGGGGCACGCAUCCUGGACACCUGCUCCCGGGACACCCAUGCUCUGGAGCAGUCGCUGACAUUCGUUCAGGCGCUGAUUGAGAAAGACUCAACUGAUGUCAAGUGUCUCAGCGGAGGGCCGCCCAUCAUCACUAAGCCUGAGAGAGUGGUGGGAGUGAUUGGUGCAUCUGCCAGCUCCGUGUCAAUCAUGGUAGCCAACAUUUUGCGUCUCUUCAAGAUCCCUCAGGUGAGCUACGCUUCAACAGCUCCGGAGCUGAGUGAUAACACCCGCUACGACUUCUUCUCACGGGUGGUGCCCCCGGACACCUACCAGGCCCAGGCCAUGGUGGACAUUGUCAAAGCCAUGCGCUGGAACUACGUCUCCACUGUGGCCUCUGAGGGAAACUAUGGAGAAAGUGGCGUUGAUGCGUUUAUUCAAAAGUCUCGAGAGGACGGUGGUCUGUGCAUUUCCCAGUCUGUGAAAAUACCACGUGAACCAAAAACUGGAGAGUUUGACAAAAUCAUCCGCAGGCUGAGUGAGAACCCGAACGCCCGAGUCGUCAUUAUCUUUGCCAAUGAGGACGACAUCAAGCGGCUCCUACAAGCAGCUAAGAAGGCCAAUCAAACUGGUCAUUUCAUCUGGGUCGGUUCAGACAGCUGGGGGUCCAAAAUCACCCCAAUACUGAACCAGGAAGAGAUGGCAGAAGGGGCUGUCACCAUCCUACCAAAACGACAGUCCAUCAGAGGUUUUGAUCGCUACUUCAUCAGCCGAACGCUGGAGAACAACAGAAGGAAUAUCUGGUUUGCAGAGUUCUGGGAGAACAACUUCCAAUGCAAGCUUAGUCGGCAUGCUGUAAAGAAAGGAUCCGGCAUCAAAAAAUGCACAAACCAUGAGCGAAUCGGGAAGGACUCGUCUUACGAACAGGAGGGGAAGGUUCAGUUUGUGAUUGAUGCAGUUUAUGCCAUGGCUCACGCGCUACACAAUAUGCACAAAGAUCUCUGCCCUGGGAAAGUCGGCCUCUGCUCCAAGAUGGAGACCAUCAACGGCACGCUGCUGCUAAAAUACAUCCGCAAUGUCAACUUCACAGGAAUUGCUGGCACCCCUGUGGUCUUCAACGUGAAUGGAGAUGCUCCUGGUCGCUAUGAAAUCUACCAAUACCAGAUCACAAACAACACCCCAGAAUACAAGAUCAUUGGUCACUGGACAGAUCAGCUCCACUUAGACACCAAUGAGAUGCAGUGGCCUGGUGCAACACAAGAAGUCCCGUCCUCCAUCUGCAGCCAACCCUGUCGUCCUGGGCAGCGCAAGAAGACCGUGAAGGGAAUUCCAUGUUGUUGGCACUGUGAGAAUUGUGAUGGUUACCAGUACCAGGCAGACACUUACACCUGCAAGAUGUGUCGCUUUGAUUUGCGGCCUAAUGCAAACCACACUGGCUGCGAUCCCAUUCCCAUUGUCAAGCUGGAGUGGAGCUCCCCGUGGGCAGUCAUCCCUGUCCUGAUUGCUGUCCUGGGCAUCAUGGCUACUCUGUUUGUGGUUGUCACCUUUAUACGCUACAAUGACACACCCAUUGUUAAGGCAUCGGGUCGAGAACUGAGCUAUGUGCUGCUGACAGGUAUCUUUCUCUGCUAUGCUACAACAUUCCUCAUGAUCUCCACUCCUGACGUGGUUAUAUGCUCCCUGCGAAGGAUUUUCCUGGGCCUGGGUAUGAGUAUUAGCUAUGCAGCGCUGCUGACCAAGACAAAUCGGAUCUACAGGAUUUUUGAGCAGGGCAAGAUGUCGGUCAGCGCCCCUCGAUUCAUCUCCCCCGCCUCACAGUUAGUCAUCACAUUCAGCCUGAUAUCCGUGCAGCUCCUCGGAGUGUGCAUCUGGUUUGGUGUUGACCCUUCGCAGGCCAUCAUCGACUAUGAGGAUCAGCGCACGGCCAAUCCUAAAAUGGCCCGAGGUGUUCUGAAAUGCGAUAUAUCAGACCUCUCCCUCAUCUGCCUGCUGGGUUAUAGCAUGCUGCUGAUGGUCACCUGCACAGUUUAUGCCAUCAAGACCAGAGGGGUUCCCGAGACAUUCAACGAGGCCAAGCCCAUCGGCUUCACCAUGUACACCACCUGCAUCGUAUGGCUCGCCUUCAUCCCCAUCUUCUUUGGUACCUCACAAUCAGCAGAAAAGAUGUAUAUCCAGACCACAACCCUGACCAUCUCCGUUAGCCUCAGUGCGUCAGUCUCUCUGGGAAUGCUCUACAUGCCUAAGGUCUACGUGGUUCUCUUCCAUCCGGAGCAGAACGUACCCAAGCGCAAGCGCAGCCUGAAGGCUGUGGUCACUGCAGCCACCAUGUCCAACAAGUUCAACCCCAAAGGCGGCCUGAGGCCCAACGGAGAGGCCAAAUCUGAACUCUGUGAAAGUCUUGAAACACAAGUGUUGGCUUCCAAGCAGACAUACAUAAGCUACAGUAACCAUGCCAUCUAAGCCAGAGACGAACAGUGGAAGCGGAGCCAGAGCCUGCCUGAGGAGAAAUCACCUGAUUCUGGGGAAUACUGGGGAAAUACUGGAGGACUCCUAAGCUGCUACAGGAGAGAGGACUGGGGUGGAAAGAUGGGAAUUUGUCACUCCAUAAAAAGACAGGAUGUCAUAUUUUUCUAGAGAAUCAGGUAAAGGCUUGAACGCCAAAUUUAUUAGAAAUUAGUAGAUUUGCAGGAGGGAUAUGGGAGAUAUAAGGGAGAUUGGACAGUUAAUUUUCCUCUUCCCACCCUUUUUGAGACAGCGUUGAGCAGUGACGUUUCCAGAUGCAGGCUGAGUGAACCACCUGGAGUCUACAGUAUGUUUUCCUUCUGAAGUGUAAAGCACACAAUUUCAGCUCUCUCGGAGGCUGAACCCUUUGUCUCAUUUUAAGAAAAACAGGGGGGGGAAAGUGUUCUGUUUUUGCUUGAAUCAAAUGCAGUCGACGAGACGAAACAGUAUGAAAAAUAUAGUCAUUAUUUUUGGUUACUGGUAUUAUUGGAGGUUGAAAGCUGCAGUACUCUUCAAACUGUACAUGCCUUACUACAGUACAUUCAGUAUUCCUACAUGAACUAACCAUAUCUGAAACAAGUGAAAAUAAAGCUGUGGGUCAUCCCAGUUUUUUUUAUAAAUGUUUCAUAAUAUUGAUGAUGAUGAUGAUGAUGAUGAUGCCAUCAUCUUGGCAAACCUAGUGUACAGUCCCAGAGCAUGCUUGUGGGAGCAUCACGUGUACUGUGCUGUGUUGUCAACGUCUUUGGAAUGCAACAUUUGUCAUGGUUGUCAUUCACAGUGGCGAUGUCAUUUUGGACCAUUUCCCACUGGGUUACCCUCUGCUGAAUAAAGAGUAAAUUCAAACACAAAAAGGUGUAAAAGCAACAUCCCAUGGAAUACCUCCAUAGUUUACACCGCACUCCAUAAAUGUCAGCCAGGACUUAAAGACUUGUCGAAGCAUACUUCAAAACAUCCCAGAUUUCUUGGCCUUUAUUUAUCAGACAUUUGCUGAACUCUGCAAAUCCAAGCAGUUUGAUAAUUGUGAGAAUUCCCCAUUUCCCCAUUUGUUUAACCUACUAGCUUACAAUAAGACACUUGCAUUUUGCAUCCACGCCAAUAAAUUACACUGUUAUUUCCAUAUUAUCCUUUCUUUUCUCUAUUUGUGUAUUUCUUUGUUCAGAGAAAUACAAUUUAACAAUAUAUUCUUAAUUUUUUUUUAGAGAAAAACAGUAUAUUCCGUCCCUAAAUACUCCCUAAUACGUGAAGAAAUAAAACAACACACAGGUCUAUUGUCAUUUAAACUUGAGGGUACAAUUUGAUUACACUGGGCAGUAUAACAAGGGGAUCUUGUAAGUAUUGUGUGAAAAGAUAGAGAAUCUGUUUCUUUUUUUUCAUUUCUGGGUCAUGAAUUUCGAGGCCACAGUGGUAAUGAGAGUUGUAAUAGCAUUUUGGAUACAAAAUUAGGCUCAUGGAGCUACUCGGCAUGAAGACCCAUUUAGAGAAGGUGCAAGCUCAGUUCUGUCAAACAGCAUAAAUGUUCAAAGAUAAUUAGGUGGAUGACAUGCAUAAGAUUUCCUAAGAAGGGUUUUACCUUUCAACGGACCCCAUAUGAUCUUUUAGGGCUAACAUUAGAGCAGAGUUUAAAUGUUCUCCCCGAUCCAACAGAAUAGUAUUUUGGUAAUAGUCAGAUCUUUUUUAACAAAAUAAAAACAUUAAAAUGUUGUUUUAUUUCGCAAAAGUGAAGUUUUUUUUAGUUUUUUUACAGUAAACCUGCAUUUAAUGACUAAGAAUAAACACUACAAUCUGCAGAUCUAUGCAGUUUUUUUUAGCUUCAUUCAUCAUUACAUUUCUACAGAGUUGACAAUGAAUUCUCAUUCUGUCUAAUAUACAUCUACGAUUUCCAGAGUGCUCCUAUAAACGUCUCUUUCUUAGCUGAAUAGGAGGAUCGACAGCUGCUUGAUAAAUAAAGGCCACUGCCUUCAUUCUGUGCCUCAUACCCACUGAACUACUUCUGCCAUUCUUUCCAUGGAUCCGUCAUGGUGUCCUAUGUUUCAUCCAUUUCCUUUCAAGUGUUUUCUGUUCCAACAAGGGGUAGAGAGGACUCAAUGUACAAUUAAUAAUUAAGUGUGUAAACUCCAUUUCUGUCUCCAGUCUCUAAAGUAUUCGUCAUAAACAGUGACUCUGGAAUUUGUCUCAUUAAAUGUUAUCCUCAGCGAUGCAAAAAUAUGUAUGUUGCAUGUCAAAACUCAUAACAAGUCAUGUGAACAAUUUGAGAGAAAGGUGUAAUGUCCAGAAGGAAAACUACUGCAGAGGAUUAUAAAUAACUAAUAUUUUUGGUUUAAUCAAUGAUUCUCUCAGCUUCAACAAAAGUCUAGGGUGUUGCCGCAAAUGUUGUUUUCUCAUCAGUUGAUAAAGUAUUGUUUGUGGGAUUGUUUGUAUUCGUGAAUAUGAUAAUUUUCAGCUUUUUUUUUUUGCACAACCCCCCUACCCCCCUCCUCCCGCCCCUUUAUUUUUCUAAAACACUUUGUCUGUGUUUCAAAAUAGAAUAUGUAAGUGCUGACUGAAAUUAAGUGGCAAGUUAAUGUACGUUAUUAAAAUGGAUUGAUCAUGUCUGCUUUAUGUACUGAAUUAUUUAAAAAAAAAAAAAAAAAGAAAGAUGAAAAAGAAUUACAGUGCCUGGAUAUUUAUGAAUUAUCUAUAGAACAAAAAAAUAAAAUGUGUAGAGCAUGUUCAUUUUUAUACAAGA
Centropristis striata (black sea bass) is the source of this 6462-nucleotide messenger RNA. RefSeq names its product metabotropic glutamate receptor 4-like. The transcript has 11 exons. The coding region runs from base 942 to 3695 and encodes 917 amino acids. Gene Ontology annotation, cellular component: membrane. Lineage: Eukaryota; Metazoa; Chordata; Actinopteri; Perciformes; Serranidae. Gene Ontology annotation, molecular function: adenylate cyclase inhibiting G protein-coupled glutamate receptor activity. Gene Ontology annotation, biological process: regulation of synaptic transmission, glutamatergic; G protein-coupled glutamate receptor signaling pathway. The record is from RefSeq and is a predicted model, not a curated record.